Molecule: messenger RNA, 1094 nt
Organism: Thalassophryne amazonica
Lineage: Eukaryota; Metazoa; Chordata; Actinopteri; Batrachoidiformes; Batrachoididae
Product: exportin-T-like
Exons: 6
Coding region: 76-381 (101 amino acids)
Biological process (GO): tRNA re-export from nucleus
Cellular component (GO): cytoplasm; nuclear pore; nuclear matrix
Molecular function (GO): tRNA binding; small GTPase binding
Source: RefSeq, a predicted model, not a curated record
CCCGACCCCAUCGCUCAGAAAAUCUGUUUCAUCAUUCUGUCUAAACUGGUGGAGCUGUGGGGAGGCAAAGAAGGCAUGGUGGGAUUCCCAGACUUCAUCUACAAACACAUCGUCCCGGCCUGCUUCCUGGCUCCGCUCAAACCAACCUUUGACCUCACAGACGCUCAGACGGUGCUGACGCUGUUGGAGUGUUCCCUAACGCUGAAAAUGAUUCAUCUCAAAAGGGGUCCAGAGUUCAUUCAGUUCCUGCAGCACGAGUACCUGCCGUCGCUUCAGGUGUCACCAGAAAUCACACAGGAACUGUGUCAAGUACUUCAGCAGCCGGACGUCAAAGUCCUGAAAACCUACAUGAAGGCAUUUUUUCAUCAAGCCAGGCUGUAGCGCAGAGACGUUCACACUUAAACCCCCUCAGAGGAACUUUAGCGUAGGAGCUGCUUCUGCACUUCAAAAGUCAACGUGUCACAAAGCCCAGACAUUCUGCAGCGCUCAAGACGGCGGGCAGAGCAGCACGGAGCUGUCCCUGUGGACUCGGACCGAGACACCAAGACACUCGAUUGCUGGCCACGUGGGGUCGACGCCCUACAAUUAUUCGCUUAUAAACGUGGAUACAGGAGAACGGACUGCAGCUUCAGUUUGUCACUGAUUAGAGCGCGCACCUCCACCACGGCCCGAAAGACCCCCCUCACAAGCUUCCAAAUGUCCCGGAUCAUGCCUGGACUGUCCCGGGUUGAAUUCUGACCUUUUCACUCAGUUUGGUGGAAAAACGGUUUGUUAGCUUUGGCGUGAUUGCGGUGAAAACGCGGCCUGUUCGGCACUUCUGAUGCCUGUCACUUAGGACUUUUGUGAAAUCGUAGCUUUAGUAGUCCGACCUUUACUUUAGGAAACACAUUUCAAAAGAUACAAGACGAGAGGUUUUAGUUUAUUUUGCUGCCAGGAAAACAAAAAUCCUGAACUGUGUAGUUAUAUGAAGUAAUUUUUUUCCUCCUAACCUCACUUCUUUUAUCAUGUUGAGGAAAUGGACCGUUGGAAACUUUUACUUUGACUGUAAUUUUCUCUAUAGAUUUAUUGCGACUGUUAAAGUGGUGUAAAACGGC